CGCAAUCUAGAAAUAGGGGAGAGAGCAGAAAUACACAGAGCUCAAUGGUGGAAAGAGAGGGAACGAGAUCGGUAGGAGUUUAUCGGCGGGGAGAUACGACGUCGGAUGAUGGAGGCUCAGCCGAGAGGAAUUCCUAAAUUCCACCAGGCUUCACAGUUUAGAGGGUAGAGCAGGAGCCAAUUCAAAGGGAGGAGCAAGGGACGUAGGGGAGUUGGAGAGGAAAGUACAGGGAGGAGAUGGGUUCAAGGAAUCUCAACCUUGACCUUGAUAGAGCGGCGGCGGAGCUGGAAUGGGGAUUGAGAUUGGAAGAGGGUGGAGGAAGAGAAGAGGCCGACGAGCAGCAAGCGAGGGAUGUCCAGACCGAGCUGACAUUGGGGCCGAGUCAUCUGUCCGCUGCAAGUCAGGCCCACUCAUUCGCCCAACUGGAGCUAGCUUAUACCAACAUGCAGAUGAAGGGCUUGAGGUUGAAAUGGGCCGAAGUACGAAGAAAGGAAGGGAACAAGUCAAGUGAGUGGGGAAAGACCCAAAUCCGGUUUUAAUGAGGAAGUUAUUUGGUUACUCAGCCCAGAAGGAUGGGGUUUUGUGGGUGGGCCUGGAGGGGAGAAUAGGAAAUAGAAGAACCAAAGGGAA
Messenger RNA from Linum trigynum, 630 nucleotides. The record is from the annotation of a GenBank genome assembly. NCBI's taxonomy places the organism in Eukaryota, Viridiplantae, Streptophyta, Magnoliopsida, Malpighiales, Linaceae.